AUGACAGAUUCUGACAGCGAUGACUCUGAGUUCGAGCUGCCACGUGUCGCUUCAGGCGGAGGCCGAUCGGCUUCGAUGAGUGGUGAAGAUCAGACGAAAGACAUGCUUUAUUACGAUGAGACGUUGGGAUUCACCACAGAUGGAGAGAAUAAUCGACAUACUCCCGAACGAAAACAGUCGACAUACUUGGAUCGGAUGGAACUAGAAAAGAAGCAUUUCGAUAUGAUUAACGAGAGAAUCGUCGAUGACGUCACAAUGGAUCAAUUCUAUAAACCACACAGCAUCACUGUCCUCGUCUUGGUUAUCGCCUUUCUGCUUUAUAAAGCUGCGUUUGGUAAAACCGACAACACGACCGAGAAGAAUUUCUACGAGGGAUUCCUUGGCGCCGGUGCCCUAUUCCUACUGAUCAGUGCUCUCACUUUCCCGAAUGGACCAUUCAUCCGACCACAUCCGAUCCUUUGGCGUGUCAUUUUUGGACUCUCUGUCAUUUAUGUCAUAGUUCUUCAAUUCGCUUUGUUUCAGAAUUAUGAGGAUUUGAAGAAGAUCCUCACUUGGCUCGAUCCAGAAGGACUCGGACAGAAAUCACUGGAAGAGAAGGAAUACGCGUCGGACUGUUGGGAUUUGUCGUGGGAGAAGAUUUACAGCCACGUGGAUUUCUUCGCAUUCUCUCAUUUCACCGGAUGGAUUAUGAAGACGUUGUUGUUGAGACAUUGGGUCCUUUGCUGGUUUAUUUCAAUUAUAUGGGAGUUUACAGAGAGGAGUCAGAGAUCGUUUAACCAUUCAGACAUCGAAUCAAAUGACUCGAUCCUCGAGGUGCUGGACCCCGAGGAGAUGCCGAUCCGAUGCCUGAAUGAAUCCCUGAGAAACACCAAUUGUCCUCAGGGAAAUCUAUCCAAUCCCUCAGGACGUACUAGUCGUAAAUUAAUGUUCAUCGAUCUUCUCCCGAAUUUCGCCGAAUGCUGGUGGGAUUCGCUCAUUCUCGACGUCCUUCUUUGCAAUGGAAUCGGAAUUUAUGUCGGAAUGAAGUUGUGUAACUUUCUUCAAAUGCGGCAGUUCCAUUGGGAAAGUAUCAAAAAUAUCAAAACACGUCGUGGAAAAAUGAAGAGAUUCGCGUUGCAAUUCACGCCAGCGAGUUGGAGUGGAUACGAUUGGUUCUACAGUAAAUCGUUCUCCAAUGCGAUUCGUCGCACUUUUCUUCUAACGUUCUUGGUCUCUUUUUGGCUGCUCGCCGAGCUCAACACAUUCUUCAUCAAACACAUCUUCGCAAUCGACACGAAACAUCCGGUCGUCUUCUGGAGAAUUAUAUUGAUCGCAGUGAUCGCCGCGCCGACUAUUAGACAAUUCUACGUCUUCUCAACCGAUCCACUCACUCGUCGAGUCGGCAUGCAAUCAUGGAUUUUCGUUGUCGUUUGUGUUCUGGAAUUGGCGAUUUGUAUGAAAUGUGGAGGAGAGGUUUUCGCGAAGACCACACUCUGGAAAUUGGGUCUCUGGAUCGCUUCUAUAAUGAUUGGCACAAUCAUUUGCAUCGUCGCUUCCACGUGGUACGCUGAAAAUUUCGGAUCGACCGCCCGUGUGACUGUCAAAGGACGUCGCCGCCUGUGCUAUUUGGAGUCGUCACACGAGAAUCUUGGAAUUCUGGCCGAUGACGUCAUUAAGAAACGUGAAGAGUACUUGACGUCGCCGAAACGGCAUUAG
Caenorhabditis remanei is the source of this 1695-nucleotide messenger RNA. RefSeq lists its product as uncharacterized. The record is from RefSeq and is a predicted model, not a curated record. The transcript has 11 exons. Gene Ontology annotation, molecular function: L-serine-phosphatidylethanolamine phosphatidyltransferase activity. The coding region runs from base 1 to 1695 and encodes 564 amino acids. NCBI's taxonomy places the organism in Eukaryota, Metazoa, Nematoda, Chromadorea, Rhabditida, Rhabditidae. Gene Ontology annotation, biological process: phosphatidylserine biosynthetic process.